UAAAUGGUGCGGUUUGCUUGUUAGGCUAGUGAACACCUUAUAAUGAGCCAACUGUGCCAGGGCGUGCGCAAUUGCUGUGUAUCCUCCGUAGCUUCCACCCUCCUUCCUAGACAAACUUGAAGACUUGUACCGUGGCUAUCCAGGAAUUCUGUAAUUUACUGCCCAAGUAGGCCCAACUUCAUACCCAGGUGCGCUGCACGCAAUCAUUCAUUCGCUACCCCACAGCCUGUAGUAAUAAACCUGUUUGAAUUCUCCCUCAGACUCUGUAAAACAAUGGCCAUGGACUGCCCACUUCUCGUCUGGAUGCUCUCACUGAACCGUGAUGUCUUGACGGAGGAGUACGACAAGUGUUUCCACCUUGUGCAGGAUUGCGUCCCUCAUGCCAGGCUGCCGUACCAGCCUACCUCUAUAGAUUCUUUCCGACAGCUAAUUUGCCACAUGUUACCGCUGCUUAUGAUGCGCCACCGACGAAUAUCUCGUGCAAAAUGGAAGGACUGCGUUACUUCGAAUGGCAAGCACUGGAUCGAGCAGGGACGGCAGCGUCAAGUAAUAAAUAUCGGUUUGGGCAUCAAACAAAUAUCCGUAGAGCCCAAAGGCGUCUCAGUAGCAGCUUACGCUGAGUCCUUCGCACAUAAACUGACCCCGCUAGAGAUGACCUUCCUCAACCCUGAACUUGGGGACGAUGUCGUCCUCCGGCGCCUCUCCAUCCUCCUGUCGCUCAAAGCGGCGUACAUCAAAGCCGGGUGGGAAUUCCGCGUGUUCAAGGCGCAACUCGGCGUACAACGCAUGGGCGGGGUCAUGCUCGAAGAGUCGUAUCAGUGCGCGUGCGCGUUUUUCAGGGGCACGAAGGAGUCCUAAAUUUAUUUGGCAUGAUAAUGCGAAGGAUUUAGAGGCCUGGGUGCAGUUCAUCAACAUUGACCAGAUGGUCAAGGUGAUUCCGAAACUGCGUGCCUAGUGAGACCCCUUGAACCUUAUCAUUUCACUGUGCUUGCUAUCGUUAUACCAUGUUUUCUGCUGACACCUUUUGUAUGAUAUCUCAUACCGUCUAAUACUUAUCAUCACUACUUA
Suillus paluster is the source of this 1068-nucleotide messenger RNA. RefSeq lists its product as uncharacterized. Lineage: Eukaryota; Fungi; Basidiomycota; Agaricomycetes; Boletales; Suillaceae. Bases 274 to 858 code for a protein of 194 amino acids. The transcript is spliced from 6 exons. The record is from RefSeq and is a predicted model, not a curated record.